This is a messenger RNA of Thlaspi arvense, 2819 nucleotides long. The record is from the annotation of a GenBank genome assembly. NCBI's taxonomy places the organism in Eukaryota, Viridiplantae, Streptophyta, Magnoliopsida, Brassicales, Brassicaceae.
AUGUUCUUAAACUCUCUACCACAGCUACUUCUUAGGGAUGUGUUUGUUCCAAUUUCGAAGAAACCAAGUGAAGACGAACCAACCCAUGUUGCUUGGUUGGAAGCAAAACUGGCAGUUGGAAACGCUCAAGGAAUAAUGGAUUACUUAUCUCAAGAGGAAGAUUCGAUGUUCUUCGAUGCCAAGGAAGAGAUGGUUGCAUCAAAGCCAAGUGCUUUCGGUUUCCAUCUAUGGAAUGAUUCACCUAAGAGCGUGGUGGAGCGUCGGAGGAAGUUCUUGGAGUGGAUGGGAGUCGAAGAAGAUGUUGUUCAGUCGAAGAGUUUGGAUGUUGAAUCCGGUUUAGAUGUAGGAGCUCAAAAGAAUUGCGUUGAAGCUGAGCAGAGAUCUGAAGGAUUCAGCAGCUCCUCUAGCCUGUCUUCGUCUAGCUCAAGCGUUGAAGUUUCAGAGGAAUUGUCUCUGAGGGUGGAUAAAAACGUUGGUGGAUGCGAUGUAACGAGAAGACAAAGCUCUUCAAUGGCAUCAUGUUCUGGUUCUAGGUGUUGCCAGGUGAAGGAAACAGAGAAGCAGAGCAAUGUCGCUGGUCUAAUCACGAGUUUCAAGAAAGGAUGGUUCGCGAGGCUGCGGUCUAUGGGAUGUACCGCUGAUACAAAGGUCGAAACCAGCGGUCGAACCAGAGCUUCUUCUGGUUCUGGCCAUGGUGAUGUGAUUUCAAGAGUUAAGGUGAAGCAUUGUAAGAAACAGGCGAAGGAGCUUUCAGCUCUUUAUCAGAGUCAAGACAUUAAAGCACACGACGGUUCCAUCUUGGCUAUGAAGUUUAGCGGCGACGGGAAGUAUCUCGCGAGCUCUGGUGAAGAUGGGGUCGUGCGCGUUUGGAAAGUCGUCGAGGAUAAACGAUCUAGGCUCAGAAGGGAUUGCCUCAACGAGAUAAACCCUUCGUGUAUGUACUUUGAGGUAAACGAUCUUUCACAGUUGAAACCGGUUUUGUUGGGUGAGGUGAAACCGAACAAGACUACAGAAAGUUUCAGGAAAACAUCUGAUUCGUCCUGCGUCGUCUUCCCUUCUAAAUCGGUAGCAACGACUGUCUUGGAGUUUUCGCUCACAAUAGCUAUGUUCAACCCGGUGAAUGAGAAUUACUUCAUGAGUGGUUCCAUUGAUGGAAAAGUUAGGAUUUGGAACAUUUCUGGUUGCAACGUUGUUGAUUGGGCCGAUCUCAAAGACAUUAUAUCGGCCGUGUGUUAUCGUCCGGAUGGACAGGGAGGAAUCAUCGGUUCUCUCACCGGAAAAUGCAGAUUCUUUAGCAUGAAUGGAGAAUAUUUAGAACUGGACUCUCAGAUACAUUUGCAUAGCAAGAAGAAGUCUUCAAAUAAACGGAUAACUGGUUUUCAGUUUUUACCACAAGACCAGAGCAAAGUUCUUGUUGUUUCUGCGGAUUCCAAAGUCAGAGUUCUUCAAGGCAACAAUGUUGUUAAAAAAUACAAAGGCGUUUGCAAGACGAGAAGCCUCACAUCAGCGUCUCUCACGUCUGACGGAAAGCACAUAGUUUCAGCUUGUGAGGACUCCAAUGUAUAUAUAUGGAGCAAUGAGGAGGAAUCAAAUUCUUCUUCUUCUUCUUCUUCUUCUUCCCAAACCAAAAAGAUCCGAUCUUUCGAACGUUUCUCCACCAACGCAUCAGUUGCAGCAACAUGGUGUGGUUUCUCAGAUCACAACAGCACAACUCUCCCGUUUUCCUCACCUUCUUGCUUAUCACUCAACGAAGGAUUCGUCCCUGGAUCGAUCUCCAAAGGAAGCGCGACAUGGCCAGAGGAAAACCUACCCGCGGACCCUCUGUCUAAAUCCGCAAUGACUGCAUCUCAUUGCAAGUUCCUCAAGUCCUCUUACCAGAGAGCAACUAGCUCUCUUGCUUGGGGUAUGGUCAUUGUCACAGGAGGUUGGGACGGAAGGAUCAGAACAUUUCAAAACUAUGGCUUGCCUGUGGCUACAACAACUUGAAAAAGAAAAGAAAAAACGGUUUCUUUUUUUACUUUCCUAACUUGGGAAAAACAAAACCAAAUGCCAUUGUUCCUUUCUUGCUAGGCACAAGCACAUGGUUCUGUGGCAGGAGGUCUUACUAUGGUGGUGGGGUCCAAAAGAAACCAUUUCUGAGAUUGAUGCUAUUUGCUCAAGAGUCAAAAAGGAGAUUCAAGAAUGUGUUUUUGAAAGUCUCGUCUAGAUUAUAUGAUCCUGUAGAGAAAUCUUGCGGUCAGUGGGAGAUUUUCUUCCGAUGGGGGUUUGAUGUAGACGCAGGAGAUGAUAAGGAACAGAUGUUUCUUUAUUUGGCAGGAAGUGGCGGUUGGAGAUGGUUUCAAAGAGUACGGAUCUGUCUGAAAAUUUUGACAGGCUGAGUCUGAGUGUGGGGUCCAAUCAAAGAGGCAAGUGAUCAUGGAAAAGGAGUGGUUGAAGGAGAAAGAUGUUGAUGUUACUUACCUUCCACAGGAAAAGAUCCUCCAUUGAUAUCUUCUUUGAUCCUCUUUCUUUGGGGGGGUUAUGUGAUAAUGAUAUGAAUAGAAAAUUUCUAACGGCAGUGAGAAGUUUUUUUUGUUUUGUCCAUUCGUUGAUUCGGUGUAAUUUGAUUCUAACUUGUAGAUGAGUUUAUUUGUUUAGAUUUGAUUUUCACUUACUAUUAUUAGAGAGAAAAAUCAAUUGAUUGUAAGUUUCAUCUCCACUUGAGAGAGAGUGGCUCCGAGGCUUUGUGUUUGUAAAUUUUGUUUGUAUACAGCAAAACCUUUUUGAAUUAUAUAUAAGUUAGUGUAAUCAUUAUUCUAAUCUUAAUGGCAUUAACAAAC